AUGCAGAAAAUCACUGCACAUUCGAGAUGGCAAGUCUUCAGAGGGGAGAGCACCGAGCCGGAUGAUCUGGUGUUUACCGCUCGAACGUCGUCGAUGUUCCAACUCAAGACCAAGCUGCAUGUCUUCCUAGCGGGCAACAAAUCCGAAAGAACCUGCGACUAUCGGGUUGAAGGAAGCUGGGCGGCCCGAUCUUGCUCGAUCUAUGUCGGAGAGAGCAACUACAUGAUUGCCCAGAUGCACACGAAGCACACGAUCCAAAGCAUGGCGAUCGGAAGGGACACCUACGCGGUGACUGUCUAUCCCAACAUCGACCACGCUUUUAUAGUCGCGCUCGUCGCAAUUCUUAACGAGAUCGAUCACGACAAGAAAGACAAGGAGUAA
Eucalyptus grandis is the source of this 381-nucleotide messenger RNA. Its product is annotated as protein LURP-one-related 15. The transcript has 2 exons. Bases 1 to 381 code for a protein of 126 amino acids. NCBI's taxonomy places the organism in Eukaryota, Viridiplantae, Streptophyta, Magnoliopsida, Myrtales, Myrtaceae. The record is from RefSeq and is a predicted model, not a curated record.